This is a messenger RNA of Paramecium tetraurelia, 1026 nucleotides long. RefSeq lists its product as uncharacterized. NCBI's taxonomy places the organism in Eukaryota, Ciliophora, Oligohymenophorea, Peniculida, Parameciidae. Gene Ontology annotation, biological process: autophagosome assembly; autophagy; late endosome to vacuole transport. Gene Ontology annotation, cellular component: phagophore assembly site; phosphatidylinositol 3-kinase complex, class III, type II; phosphatidylinositol 3-kinase complex, class III, type I. The transcript has 5 exons. The record is from RefSeq and is a predicted model, not a curated record.
AUGGAAGAAUAGGAGGAAUGUAGUGAUUGUAAAAUUAUAAUUGCCAAAAAAGAAAUGUAUUGUGAGAAAUGUCUGCAAUAAUAGAUGAAAAAAGAGGAGGAGGAAGUUAAACAAUUAGAAAAUGAAAUCAAUGAAUUGCAGAUCCAAUUAAAAUAAGUCAGAGACGAAAUGUACAAAAUGGAAACUAAUCAAAUUGAAAAGAAGAAUGAUAAAAUAGAACUGGAUAAAAAAAACUUAGAUAAAGAAAUUUAUUAAUUAGAAUAGGAUGAAUAGCAAUAGAAGAAGGAGUUGAUUAAGCUAAAAAAUUCGAUCCUUGAGCAAGAGCACAAUGAAGACAAUUUAUGGGAACACAUCAAUAAAUUCACAAGAAAACUAUAUUCCUUAUUUGAAUCUAAUUAAAUUGCUGAUAAUAAAUUAUCUCAACUCAACAACGAAUUAGAUCGAUUAAGCAAACUAGAUGUAUUAAAUGAUUUGUUUAAAAUAUCCGUUUAAGAUGAAGUAGCAACUAUUAAUGGAUUGCAAAUUGGUAAGAAGGGUGAAUAGCCUGUUGAUUGGGAUGAUAUCUCAGCUGGAGUUGGUCAUCUUACCUUGUUACUAGUUUACUUGAUGAAGAAGUUUAUGUACACCUAUUAAAAAAUAGAAUCGAUAGAACUAAAUGGGUCAUUCUCAAAAAUCAAAAUCAAAGAUGAAUAUUAAAAUACUCUAUGUACCAAAACAUUAAAUCUAUAUUUGAAUAAUAAAACUUCGCAAAAAGAUGAGGAAGAAUUUAGUGAUGCCUUUCUAUAGUUGUAUUUCGAAUUUUAAUAGUUUUGUAAAUAUUUGUAAGAUGGGGACAUAUUGAGAAAAAGAAAAAUUAAUCUAAAUUUACCUUUUACAAUGAAUGGCAUGUCUGUAGACAAUAAAAUACUUAGUUUGAAGUAACCAGCAGCUUAGAAAUGGCAAGAAUGGACUAAUUCUGUCAAGAAGUUUUUAGCAAAUGUCAAAGCUCUCAUUGUUGCUAAUGCAUAAUUUGAUUUAUCUUUAUGA